Messenger RNA from Annulohypoxylon truncatum, 3893 nucleotides. Its product is annotated as P-loop containing nucleoside triphosphate hydrolase protein. The record is from RefSeq and is a predicted model, not a curated record. Lineage: Eukaryota; Fungi; Ascomycota; Sordariomycetes; Xylariales; Hypoxylaceae. The coding region runs from base 169 to 3357 and encodes 1062 amino acids. Gene Ontology annotation, molecular function: ATP binding; ATP-dependent chromatin remodeler activity. The transcript has a single exon.
GCUACCCAAAGUAACUUCACAGUGGCGCGUUCCUGUGCCAUCAACUCCACAAUAUUAUAUAUAUAUAUAUAUAUACGUACCUAUAUAUCCAUCUCCAUGUAAACUGAUGUUUGUUUGAACAUGGUUUGCAUAAUCUCGCAUUUUCAACUCUGCAAUAUGCCCUAGGUAAUGAACAUGGCCCGACCUCCGGACCCCAUUGUCAUUUCAGAUGAUGAAGCGACCGAAUCUUCGGAAUCAGCACAUGGGCCUGUUGCAACUACCUCCACAAAGAAGCGCAAAAUAAAACCGGAAAUAUUGGAUAAGGUUGAAUGGAGUGAUGACUCCGAUAUCACCUAUGAGGUAUUCAAGAAGCAUAAGGCAAGCCGGAAGUCACCAUCUAUGAAAGGUAAAGGCAAAGGCAAGGCUGUCGCAAAGGGCCAUGCGCGUAAUCCUGCCAGAUCAAAGAAGGAUAAAGGUCGCCAAAACGAUGACAGUGUAUCAUCCUCAGACUCCGAUCUUCCAGAAAAAUUACUUCCUCAAUACAUACAGGAUCGUCGCAAACAGUUUGAUCAGAACCGUGAAAUUUUACGUGAAGGCGGCCUCCGAUUACCCCCGGACUAUUCAGAUGUCUAUUUUUCCGACGAUGAAAGGCUAGCCGACUUAGAAGAGAAGCCCCAGUUCGAUGAGAAGAGUGGUAUUAAACCAUGCCGCCCUUACAAAGACGUGGUUCUAGAACAUUCAGCUGGUGUCAUCCCAGCCUCUAUUGCACAAUACCUUCGAGAUUAUCAAAUCGAAGGAGUCAAGUUCCUCCACUAUCUCUUCGUCUAUCAGAAAGGUGGGAUCCUUGGCGAUGAUAUGGGUUUGGGUAAAACCGUCCAGGUGGCUGCCUUCCUCACUGUCAUGUUCGGCAAGACUGGAGACCGCCGUGAUGCAAAAAGGAUGAGGAAAUUCCGACGAACCAAGGAUGAUUGGUAUCCUCGCGCUUUGGUCAUCUGUCCUGGCUCCUUGAUUCGCAAUUGGAAGAACGAACUAGAUAGAUGGGGAUGGUGGGAAGCUGACUUAUAUCAUGGCGCCAACAGGGACGACGUCCUAGGCGCUGCCCGUGCAGGAAGACUAGAAAUCAUGAUCACCACUUAUACCACCUACAAGAAUAGCCGCGAUCAGGUCAAUAGAGUUCCCUGGGAUGUUGUUGUGGCAGAUGAAUGCCAUUCAAUUAAGGACAUCGCAGCAGGAAUUACGCAAGCGAUGAAUCAGGUCAACUCCCUUUGUAGGAUCGGCCUGACCGGAACAGCGAUCCAGAACAAAUACGAAGAACUUUGGGCGCUUUUAAAUUGGACGAACCCCGGGCAAUUCGGGACCCUAGGAGAAUGGAGGAAUACUAUCUGUAAGCCACUGACUAUUGGUCAAUCGCAUGAUGCUACUAUUCCCCAGCUGAGUGAGGCCCGGAAGACGGCGAAGAAACUUCGGUUCAAUCUGCUCCCUCGCUUCUUUCUGCGCCGAAUGAAGAGUCUCAUCGCCCACCAGUUACCGAAAAAGAGCGAUAGAGUUGUGUUCUGCCCGCUUUCCGACCUACAGCGCGAAGCAUACGAAAACAUUCUCGGUAGUGAUGUUGCUGACUUCGUCCGGUCCGCAUUCGACUUCUGCCCAUGUGGGUCGAAAACCAAGCGAGGGUGGUGCUGUUUCAAAGUAAAUGCCGACGGGGAAUCGUGGAAGUCACAAGUGUUUCCCAUCAUAAUAUCACUACAAAAAUUAUCAAAUCAUUUCAACCUCAUUGUCCCGCAAAACUCGGACAUUCCAGAUAAACACAAACGAGAACUCCGAUUUCUGCAAGCCGCGAUGCCAGAUACAUGGAAAGAACAUUAUGCCAGCCGAGACUCCUUGCUCAAUUUAGCCAACCCAGAAUAUUGUGGGAAGUGGAAAGUCUUGAGUAAGCUUCUCAAGUUCUGGUACGCUAGUGGUGAUAAAGUCCUGGUCUUCUCGCACAGCGUUCGGCUGCUGAAGAUUCUGCAGCACCUCUUCAACAAUACAAGUUAUACAUUCAGCUAUUUAGAUGGUUCUCUAAGCUACGAAGAGCGUCAACAAGUGGUCGAUGACUUCAAUUCGGAUCCCAAUCAGUUCGUCUUUUUGAUCUCAACCAAGGCCGGCGGUGUCGGUCUCAACAUCACGUCAGCCAAUAAAGUGGUGAUUAUGGAUCCACACUGGAAUCCGUCCUAUGACCUUCAGGCACAAGAUCGUGCCUAUCGAAUUGGCCAAGUACGUGAUGUAGAGGUAUAUCGUCUCGUUUCGACGGGUACCAUUGAAGAGAUCACGUACGCGAGGCAAAUUUACAAGCAGCAACAGGCAAAUAUUGGGUACAACGCCUCCAAUGAGCGUCGCUACUUCAAAGGGGUUCAACAGGAUUCCGAACGCAAGGGGGAAAUAUUUGGGCUAAAGAAUCUGCUGACCUACCAUAGCGACCAAGUCAUCCUUCGUGAUAUUGUGAACAAGACGAAUAUUGCCGAGGCCAAAGCAGGCGUUAAGCUGAUAGACAUCGAUAUGGACAAGGCAGCUAAAGAUGCCGAAGACGACCAGUUCAUCAAGAGAGAAGGCGGCGCCGACGAUGAUGAGACUGGAGGUCUAAAACUUCUAUCGACCCUUCUCACCAAGGACGAGAAUAAAGACGGGAUCUUGAAGCCGGCAGGUGCACGCAAAGUCACUCAUGUUGACCCUAUUCAGGCUAUCCUUGCUUCCGAAGGAGUCGAAUAUACGCACGAAAAUUCGGAAGUUGUAGGCUCGUCAAAAGUUGAGGAUGAGCUAUCACGGCAAGCAGAGUUGGCCGCGAGUCAAGAUUACGACCCGGCGGCUCGCGCUCUAUUCUUCAACAGCCAAGAUGCUGACGCUAGUGUAUCGGUUGAAUACGAAUAUAAUCCUCCGGUGGACGUCAGGCAACGACAGUUCUGCACAAUGGCGAAGACCUUCGGAUUCCCUAGUGUGACGGAGUUUGCCUUAGCGGUCGAGAGUAUGACCCAAGAGGAGCGAAGGAACUGUCUAGAACUCUUCUACAAGAAACGUACGGAGAGGUUGAAGCAUCUAGACGAGGUCCACGCGUCAAAUGUCGGUUCGAAGGUAGAGUCAGAUACGAAGGAAGAUAUCAAGAUGGUAGAUGUGAAGGUCGAACCUACUAAGGACGCAUCGACCGAAACUGAGGACGAUACGGGCGAGGAAGACGUUAAGAUGGAGGAGAUUAAGCCUAGCACACCGCCUAUGAAACGGGAAAUUAAAAAGUCCUCCCCUCUUAGCCAGGACGUAAAGAGGGUCAAGAAGGAAAGUCCGCCAACAACAUCGAAGAGGGCGUCUUUGAGUAUCUGGUUGUCCGACGACGAAGGGGACGAGUUGUAAAUUUUCUUUUUACGAUACCCCGGACUUUCGUUGGGAAUUAAGGAGUUCGGGUGUGAUAGAGUUGCAGGAUCAGUCUUAUUGGAUAUAACGUCAUUGCGCUUUGAUACAAAAUCUACCGGUUGCGUACGGAGAGCAAUGCUACACAGACUUGACUGAGUUUACGUGGUUCGGAACUCGUUGAGGUAAUAUGGCUAGAGCUCCUUAGAAUACAGCCUCACGGCUACUACAUCUACGGAUCAUGAUACCCAAGUUAGGAAUACAGACACCGUCCAUGAUAACAAGGCGAAGUUCGGCACUUCAUAAAUGGUUCGGAGUGCGAGGCUAAUCUUCAUUGAUCAGAUACUUACGUGGAUCAUUUCACUUCUGUGCGCUCGAGUGUCAAGGGAGAGCAAGUUUAUCACACGUAAGCGUCUGUGUCGCGCCGUAAGACAAUCGACUUGACGAAGCCUUGUAAAACGUUUCGAUCACUACCUCCUUUUAGUAAUACUUUGGUUUAGGCAGUCGGAAGUUGCAUAUAGACCGUAUCUUGAAGCUGC